CUUAUCUCUCACUGUUUCGCUAAGGGGAGUCCGCCCAUCCUCAACCGGGAUUUGAAAUUCCUGCCGGUCUGAAGCCAUGGAUUUGGUUUCUUCCAUUUUGCACCACCAUUACAGUAUCCAAGCUCCAACUCUGGCCUUCGCCUCCUUCAGAAACUCUCCAAUUUACUCCAGCCGGCUUCGAGUUCAAUCUGCUCCAUUUCACUACCCAACACGGCUUUUAGAUGGCUGUAGUUUUAGACGAAGGAAUGAUUCUGCAAUUCUGUGCUCAAGGAAAACUGAACAAGGAGAAAAAUCGUCUGCAUCAGGGACGGAAAUGUCACACAAAGGCCCAGUUGAUAGCUAUGACGAUAUUGAUAUCUCUUGCAGUACAGAUGGGUCUGUGAAUUAUUCGUCUUCUGUUAGGAAUGUAGCUCUAUGUGUGUUGUCAGCUGUAGUAUUUGGUGUUGGUUUGGGUUCUAAGGAUGGAAUUGGAAAGGCAUCUGAGUUUUUUGCUGGGUAUAUCCUCGAGCAGAGCUUGUCCGUGGACAAUUUGUUUGUCUUUGUUUUGAUAUUCAAGUAUUUUAAAGUGCCACUCAUGUAUCAGAAUCGAGUGCUUUCAUAUGGAAUUGCUGGAGCAAUAAUCUUCCGGUUGUCUAUCAUACUACUUGGGACAGCAACUAUUCAGAGAUUUGAAGCAGUUAACCUACCAUUGGCAGGGCUACUCCUAUACUCAUCAUUCAAGCUGUUUGCUGAAGAAGAUGUUGAUACUGAUCUUUCUGAAAACUUCAUAGUAAAGACUUGCCAGAGAUUCAUUCCCGUAACCUCUGAGUAUGAUGGCAAUCGAUUCAUAACAAUUCAGGAUGGAAUUCGGAAAGUGUCACACAUUUUGGGCAGGCUACACCUUUACUUCUCACGGUUGCCGUAAUUGAACUCAGUGAUAUUGCAUUUGCUGUGGAUUCUAUACCAGCUGUUUUUGGUGUUACCAGAGACCCUUUCGUAGUGUUCACUUCUAAUAUCUUUGCCAUUUUAGGUUUAAGGUCAUUAUACACACUCAUUUCUGGAAGCAUGGCAGAAUUAGAGUAUUUACAGCCUGCAAUUGGUGCUGUUUUGGGCUUCAUUGGGUGUAAGAUGAUACUGGAUUUCUUUGGAUUGCACAUCACUACGGAGGCAUCCCUUGCUGUUGUAGCUACGUGUCUCAGCAGCGGCGUGUUGUUGAGUCUUGCCAAGGGGAAGAACUCCGAAUAGAGAGGUACAUUUGAUCUAUGAGGCUUACAACUUACAAGGAAUAUCACUCAUGCACAUUGUUGCUUGACUUUAUAAAGCCUUUGUAUAGGCUGGGGGGGUUGUACAACAAUGUCUGUCAUACAAUAUUUUUAGGGGUUACUCUGAAGGGUCCUAGUGGUGGAGUUUUACCAAUUGUACUAGGGGAUUUAGAGGGUUU
Cuscuta campestris is the source of this 1420-nucleotide messenger RNA. The record is from the annotation of a GenBank genome assembly. Lineage: Eukaryota; Viridiplantae; Streptophyta; Magnoliopsida; Solanales; Convolvulaceae.